Molecule: messenger RNA, 3060 nt
Organism: Meriones unguiculatus (Mongolian gerbil)
Lineage: Eukaryota; Metazoa; Chordata; Mammalia; Rodentia; Muridae
Gene: Ankrd34c
Product: ankyrin repeat domain 34C
Exons: 4
Coding region: 846-2450 (534 amino acids)
Molecular function (GO): protein binding
Source: RefSeq, a predicted model, not a curated record
AGCCGUUCUUGGGCGCCAGCGGGCAGCAGUGGCUUGUCAGCCCUAGAGCCAGCCAGCAGAAGCCAAGCUGCAGGACCAGGCUGCGCAGGAGCUCUGCGGCCGGCAGCACCAAGCUGGGUAGCGUUCUCACGUUUCUUUAAUACUUCUUUCUCUGAUUAAACACCUCUUUCCCCUUAGCCGACACAAGUUGGAAGAGCAGAGAGUGGUUCGAAUAAUUGGCACAGAGGUUUCAUUGAUGGCCCUUGAAGAAGUUCCGAGCAAGGCAUUCAUCGGCAUCCACGAGGAUAGAUGGGGCUAGCCCAGCUUCUGGCCCUGCUUCAGAUGGCCAGAGCCCUUUGCUCGCUGGCCUGAAGCCGCAGGAGGAGGUGCUGUGGACGUGAUGGCACUGUCCAAGUCCUGGACCAACAUAGCGUCGCUGGCUACGCAGUUCUCCUGACAAAGACUGGCACUUCCUUAGGAGCUUGGACUUUGGCAAUUUCAGCACUGAAAGUAUUUAGGCAGAUAGUAUUAACAUGUGACAAAGAAGUGGGGACUGCAUCAGACUCAUAUUCACUUGCCAGUUUUUUGAUUACUUCCUCCUGGCAGGACUGCCUUGCCAGGCCACAGGGAAAAGGAAACUCAUUCCUGAUAAACUUGAUGAAAGGGAGCUCUCUUGAUGAAAGGGAAAGGGAGCUCUCAUUUUCUUCAGAAAAGUUUCUUGUGGUACUCUUCUCUCCCUGCUGUACGUUUGUCUUCUAUUCUGGGACGUACUACACCAAACUACCAUUGCUUCACAUAGAAGUCAAGAAAAUGGACUUUGAGGUCUGAUACCCCCUGUGGCUCAGAGAUCUUAAGUUACAGCCACCAUGAUGGAUGAUGACACUGAGUUGAGGACUGAUGGAAACUCUCUCUUAAAAGCCGUGUGGCUUGGGAGGCUUCGGCUGACCAGACUCCUUUUGGAAGGGGGAGCUUACAUCAAUGAAAGCAACGACAAAGGUGAAACGGCUCUCAUGGUGGCCUGCAUUACUAAACAUGUGGACCAGCAAAGCAUUAGCAAGUCUAAGAUGGUGAAGUAUCUGUUGGACAAUAGGGCAGACCCUAAUAUUCAAGAUAAGUCUGGCAAGACUGCACUCAUCCACGCUUGCAUCAGACGGGCCGGGGGAGAAGUGGUGUCCUUACUGCUAGAGAAUGGAGCAGACCCCAGCCUUGAGGAUCGAACUGGGGCUUCAGCUCUGGUUUAUGCAAUAAAUGCAGAUGACAAGGAUGCACUGAAGCAUCUCCUUGAUGCCUGCAAAGCCAAAGGUAAGGAAGUGAUUAUUAUAACAACAGACAAAUCAUCUUCCGGCACCAAAACCACCAAGCAGUAUCUGAAUGUCCCUCCUUCACCCAAAGUGGAAGAUAGACAGUCGCCACCACUAUGUGCGUCUCCUUCCGACAUUGAACUGAAGGCUCCUGGCCUGGGCUCUUCACCCACUGAGAAGGAUGAUGACUUCUUCACUCUUCAUACAGGACACCAAAGUGGCUGUAGUACUUCUAAGGUCCUUAAUGAGCCUGGAUCACCCACAAGGAAAGUGUCUAGUCUCAAAAGGGCCCGUUUGCCCCAACUGAAGAGGCUCCAGUCUGAACCCUGGGGCUUGAUAGCUCCCUCUGUGCUGGCAGCCUCCACACGCCAGGAUGAAACCCACGGGACAAGCACAGACAAUGAGGUUAUCAGGAGCAUCAAUGACAUGUCCUUCCCUAAAAGAGGGCCCCUCUCCAGAGCCAACAGCAUUGACAGUAAAGACCCUACUCUCUUCCCCACAGUCCAGGAACAAGUUUUGAAGGUUCCAGCUUCAGCACCAGCUUCCUGGAAAGCAGCUUACGAGAAAGGCCAGGCUUCCCACCCCCGUAUGGUCAGGAGAGGAACGCUUCCCGUUGACCAAGAGAAGGGUGGGAUGUGUCCACCAGGAUCCUCAGCUCUGAAAGAUCCAGCAUCUCUCAAGCUGUUGGAAAAUGACCUCUAUGACUUAGAUGUACAGUCAGGGGCUGACCCACCCAACUCCAUGUCCCUUGAGUCAGGCAAAGGACCUUUAGAUAGAAAGAAGCUCAACAGUUCUCACUUGUCCCUUUUCCAUGGCUCUCGGGAGUCCCUGGAUGCUGUACCCAGCACAUCUCCCAGCUCAGUGCGCCGCAGGCCACCUCAUCUUCUAGAAAGAAGAGGUUCUGGAACUCUCUUGCUAGACCGCAUUGCUCACACGAGGCCUGGCUUUCUGCCCCCUUUAAAUGUGAAUUUAAACCCACCUAUCCCGGAUAUUAGAGCCAACAGCAAGCCAGCUUCCCCACUUGCUAGUGGCUUAAAAUCUAUGGUUCCCGUUGCUCCAAAUUCACCAAAGAGAGUUGACUUGAGAAGUAAAAAGAAACUCCUUCGAAGGCAUUCUAUGCAGAUCGAACAGAUGAAGCAGCUGUCUGACUUUGAAGAGAUCAUGACCUAGGCCCCAUUUAAAACAGUUCCCGCCUCCAUCUCUAAUCUGUAGAACAAGAAAGGAAUCAAGGUUAAGCAACAAAGUCCCACAGCCCCCUUUCACCCGGUCAUGGCGUGUGGCAACAUCAGAAAACAUGGUGACAGAGUGUAGCUUCACUUCUGAGACAAACCCAAGGGUUAUUUCAGAGCGCCACUUCUGAGAUAACCCCUGGGUGGUGGUGUUGCUGCUGCUGUUGUUUUGCAUUCUCAAAAGAGCUCAGAUUAAUUGGAUUUUGGAGAAGUAACAGGAAUAAAAAAAUAUUCUCCUAAGGAAAUACACCAUUGUAGUUGGAAGGUAACCAUGCAAGGGUAAGGGUUGGUAUUUUUCUGCCAGAAAAGCAGAGAACAUAAAUUUAAAAUGUGAGAUUGUAUCUGGACUAUGUCAUUUGUAAUCUGUAAAGUGCCUAAAAAGAAAAGGAAGCUUUCAAAAUUUCCUGGAAUGUGGAAAAAUUAAAAAACACCUCCAAACUGCUAUAUCUGAACAUCUUCUCUAGGGUGAAGGAGAAGCAAAGUGUUCCCGCAUAGAGGAGGUUUUGGCAUGUGGGUCCCGCCUCUUGCUGUGCUGUGAGCAUUGUCAAGAA